AUGUGUGGAAGAAGGCGAGGCAAGAUGAGUGAUUAUAAGACGAAAGGAAAAAAGACACAGUCCAAUUACAAAGCUUUAGGUAUGGCUCCAAUGGAAGAAGAAGAGUAUUUUAGCGAUCCAGUGAAAGACAAACUCUUGGCAUUCAAAGCUAAUAGGGCGAAGAUAAGAUAUGCUAAUACAUACAGACUGGAGUCACGCAAUCGAUUUUAGGAUUACUUAGUAAGAGACAAAGCUCAAGCGAUACUAAUGAAUAAACUUCAACAAGCCAAAUACGAUGGAGUUUCUAGUCCCUCCUUGUGUACUUCAGUCUCAGAAGAAAUAUUAAAGGCUGUGAAGGAAUUGGACUUUGACCAUUAUAAGUACGUUGUAUCAGUGCUAAUUGUGGAAAAGGCAGGUCAGGCAAUGAAUGUUGACAGCAGAUGGGUCUGGGAUGUCCAGAGAGACACUUGGGUUUCAGCUAAAUGUGAAACUGAAACAUUUAUUGCACUGGCUUUGGUAAUGGCUUGUUAUUAG
Eurypyga helias (sunbittern) is the source of this 513-nucleotide messenger RNA. It is a transcript of the gene DYNLT2, whose product is annotated as t-complex-associated-testis-expressed 3. The record is from RefSeq and is a predicted model, not a curated record. The transcript is spliced from 4 exons. NCBI's taxonomy places the organism in Eukaryota, Metazoa, Chordata, Aves, Eurypygiformes, Eurypygidae. Gene Ontology annotation, biological process: microtubule-based movement. Gene Ontology annotation, molecular function: dynein intermediate chain binding. Gene Ontology annotation, cellular component: cytoplasm; cytoplasmic dynein complex.